This is a messenger RNA of Paramacrobiotus metropolitanus, 1842 nucleotides long. RefSeq lists its product as uncharacterized. Lineage: Eukaryota; Metazoa; Tardigrada; Eutardigrada; Parachela; Macrobiotidae. The transcript is spliced from 5 exons. The coding region runs from base 175 to 1452 and encodes 425 amino acids. The record is from RefSeq and is a predicted model, not a curated record.
GCUGCUCAUUUUGAUUUCGUUUUGCACCCUAUAAAAUGAAUUAAUUCUCCAGUGUAAACCGCGUCACGCAGGUUGGUUUAUGCAGUACAGUACCAUUCUUCCCUGUCCUUCGUGGUUUAUCACGGAUUGAAAAACUGAGAGUGCUGUAGAGAGGGAUUUAUUUUAUGCCAUUGCAUGCGAGACAUUUGGCAGUUGGUGUUUGGCCGCAAUUGUUUUGUUAAAGGAGAUCGAGGUACUUACAUGAUGGACAGUAAGAAGCUGUACCGAAUCCGUCAGCAUACCGCGCAGAACGCUGUGUGGAUUUUGGCUGUUGCCGUGCAAGCGUUAUUUACGGUCUUGGAGUGGAGCGACUUCUGGCUGCAACCAGGGCCAGCCACCACGCAAAACAGAUUCCUGUGUUUUUUCAUCAACGCGCAAUCAGCGCUGUGCGCGACCAUUUCCCUGUUAUGUUUAACCGCGUUGGCGCUGCACGGCCGACAACUGGUCAGAACGUUGGCCGAGAUGCGGAGCGUCGUGAUUUCCCUGGAGAAAGGUCACUGCGUGGAACGGCAGCUACGAACGGCCUGGAUGGGCCUGCACGUGCUUGUCCUCGGGUUUUUAACGUACGCCCUGGUCCUUCUGCUGCAGCCGUUGGCCAUAAGCCCGGACGAUGCCAAUACCACCAAUUACGCUUUCUUUAAUGUGUCGCCGCAGCAGCGCCAGACACUGCGCCAGACCAUCAGAAUCAGCGCAAUGGCGAUCAUUCAAGGCGCUUACUCCACGGUGACUCUCCUGCUACUUAGAUUUGGCUAUACGGCAAAGUCCUUCAAUCAGCAGUUGCGAGAAUACUCCGCAAACAACCGACACCGCAGCAACAUCCGCCGGAUGGAAACGCUGGACGCCGCCAUGGACCAGUCGUUCGACAGCACGGACGCCAUCGUCGGCUGGCCGGCGGUGACGUUGUUUCUGGUCUGCUUCGUUGCCAUUAUGGAGGGUGUGGCACAUAUUGUGGAGUUUCCCAAUGAGCUCGCUAGUGACAACAUCGCUAGACUACUGGCUUUUCCGCUCUAUUAUGGCUGCCUCGUCAUCUCUACCGUGCUACUGGCGGAAUGGAGUGCGAAGCAGAGAUUUGAAACAAUUAUAAUAUGGAGCCGGAUGAUCACUCAAAAUAAUGAGCAGCCCGUCCAGGAAAGCCGCCAGAAUGGGAAUGGGCAGGUGGGACUGGCAUCGGGCGGAAAAACUGAGCCUAUGGGUCAUCCAAUGCCGGAUACCAUCAGUCGCAAUCGUUUACUCGUGGCGCCGUACGACAGCUUAACCUGCAAAUAUUACACCGCCGCGGAAUUCUUCUUGUUGAACCGUGCCGCAUUGCUGCAGAACGCUGCGUACGUGGUGAUGAUUGCCUCGAUUAAUAUAUGGGCGCGCCGUGAAGUGCCGGCACCGGCCGCUCCUCCUGCUGCUGUCGGAAGCCAGUGAGUAGUGACCGCUUCGCAGCCGAGCACGGGAGGACAUCGUCUCCACAUCGCUUCGUGCCCGCCCUUUUACCGCACCUCUCCACUGCGGGAUUUCGCGGCAGCUGCAAUUAUUCUGCCAACGUACCUAUGAUGCCUUGUAAUUAUACGCUUCUUGUUUGCUGUUGUCCUUUGAAAAUCCUUAUAGGGCAUUUUAAAACUUCCUUACAGCUUGGGAGAUAACGCUUUGGCUUAAUUGUUAAUGCCUCUAAUUAUUGUUAAUUGUUGUGACGGAAUAAUUAUGACGAGUACGCUUGAAGCUGCUACUGUAGCUGUUUAUGGAUCACAAGUGUCACGUACAGCACGCCGUAUAAAUGUCGCACACGAGUACUUAUACAAUAAGAAGAAGAUUUAU